GGAGGAGGAGAGCUAGGCAUUCCGCGGCCUCGAAAGUGGCAGUAUUACUAUUGCUGAUUCAACGCCGCCUGAUUAGGCACUCAGUUGCUGUGGCGGGAAUGCAGCGCGCGAAUUACGCGCGAAUUCAUAUAUAGGCUAAAAGGAGGCGCGGGAGUUCGCCGCGAGGAUAAAGCUCCGCCCCGCGCCUUAUGGUCGCGCACAGUAUGCUGCGCAUCGGCUAAAAGUUUCCUUUAAGUUAAGCACCAAACUGGAGCCACCAGAUAAGCUCACAUUUUGCCUCAUCAGAAAAUGGUUUUGUAGAAAGAAAAUAUCAAGUUUCAAAAAGAAAUUUAACAGGUUGCAAAGGGCAACAGUGACUGAAAUGUCACUACUUUCUUCUUCUUCCAAGGAUAACAGCCAACAACCAGAAGGUAUGAAUGAAAAUAUUUCAUUGGGUAUCCCUUCAAGGCAACGUAGUUGUGCUGCUGUAAAUACUCCAUCUGCAUGUGUUAACAAAGCUAUUCAUCACAUUCAAGAUCUAGAAAUAAAAGUGGAAGAAUCCUUUCAACAGUAUGAUCUUUUAUAUAAAGUGGAGAAAAUGCCAUGGGAUUCAGAUAUUAAAAAUGUUGAAGAAACUAAAGAUAUCUGGUUAUCACUCUCUUCUGAAUUGAAAGCUGAACAGUCAUUGUAUUGGGAAGGCAUCCAGCCUUUAAAGCAGAAAACAACAGUUGUUCUGGCAGAGGUCACAGAAUUAGUUACAAGAUUAGAAAAUGAACGUAAAAGGGCUGAAGAAGCUUUGGAGAUUGAGAAAUGCCGUAGGAAAAAACUAUACGUAACUGCUGAUGGCCUGUCACUUUGGAGACUGGAACAGCUUCCCAUAGCUGUUCAAAAAGAAUGGGAGAAGUGUUCACGAGAUAUUACAGAAUUACAGUGGCAUUUUGAAGAAAAGAAUCAGCAACUCCAGGAUGCAGUUAACCAACUGACGCAAAUAAAUGUAGCUAAUGCAAAGGUUCUGGAACAUAUAGGCUACAUGAAGAAAUACAGCCCUCUGCUGGGAGAAAAGCUGAGUUAUGAAGAUAAUGCUAUGGAAGAAGCACAAAAGAUAUACAUGCAGACAAAAUGUAUAUAUGAUACUGUUCAUCAGAAACUUGUGAAGGUGAAAAUCGUGCAUCAAGAAAUCAUAGAAGAAUGUGAAAAGGAAAGAAUAUCUAUGGCUCAACAAAUACAGGCAGCUGAAUUACAGUUGAUCUAUUUAAUGAAUCAGUUAAAAGAAGCUGAAAUGCUUUACGAUGAUUUCAGUAACAAGAUAAAAGCAAAAAAGGAAGCAAUAAUACAAUGUAAAAAUCGUCUUGAAGAAUUAAUCAAGCAAGAAGCAAAUACAAAGGCUGACUUAAUGUCUUGGCAUGAUAACGUAAGGCGGUUGAAUUUGAAAGUUGCUGCUCAAGAAAAUGAGAACAAAGAUUUACUGAAUGAAUAUUUUGAAGAGAUGAAAGUUAUGGAAACUUCAAAAUCCACUCAGGACUCUGACCUAGAAAAUCUGAAAGAAAGACUCCUGACUCUUCUUGAAGAAAUAGCCAAAACACAGAAUGAAAACAAACGUCUUUAUGAUGAAAAUGGCGGAUUUGUGCAAAAAUUCAGAGAGAGUGCAAGAAGGAGAGUGGGAUAUCAAUCAGAAAUUCAAGUUUUACAGAAAAAUAUUCGCAGAUUAGAAGAGCAUUUAAAAAAAGCGAAUAAAGAACUCUAUUCAGCUGAAUUGGCUUAUGAUGAAGCCAAAACCAAACUGGAGGAAUUGGAGCAAAAUAUUGCUAAAGAAAAAAUGCGUUUCAAGAACUUGGAAGAUAAUGUAAAAAAACAAAUUAGAGAUGAAAUAAGUGCUUGGAAGCUGACUCAGAAAAGAGUUAGAGCACUGCAGGCAGAUCUAGAUAAAAGGGGGAAGGAGUAUGCGAAGUUAGAAGAAAAAAUUCAGAAGAAAUUAGCAGAACUUGAACAGCAUGUAGCUGACCAAGCAGCAUUGCUAGAAAAAAAUAAAGAAAUUCAAAAAUCAUAUGCUGAGCAAAUUACCCAUUUGAAUAAACAGAUUCAAGAACUUGAUGAAAGGGAGGCAAAAAGAAAAAAAGUGCUGGAUGAACAAAAGAAAGGUUUGCAGAGCUUAUUAACUGAUGCAAAGAGGAAAUGUUUAGAUAUUUCAAGCCAGCUUGAUAAAGUCAAUGCAAAUAUUGCAAAAUUCCAAGAUCAAAUUGCUAAACUAUCUGAAUUGAGCAAAGGAAAGCAAAAACAGCUGGACAACACAGAGAAAAUUUUAGCAGAGUUGAGGGAGAAGAAUUCUAGAAUAAAGGCAAAGGAGCAGAAUGCUCAGACAUUAGUUGAUUUUCUCCAUGAUCGGCUGGAUUAUAUUGAAAAAAAAAUAAAGACAGACAGUAGAGUAUUUGAAGAGUUGCUGUGGAAUAGACAGAAAGCCCUGAGAACUCAGAAGGUCUGUGUUGUUUGAAUGAUUUUUGUUCUUUGCCUUGUUUUUAAUUUUUCUUAAGAAACUUAAUGCAGGUUUAGUGUAAAAAACAACAACAACAACACUGCCCUAUGUUGAAUAUUUUAGCCAAAAUGGGGAUUUCCUGAUGAAGCUUGACUCCAGCAUUCAGGCCAUACUAUAUGAGGAGGUGGAAGUCAACAAAAUAUCCUGCAAGACACUGUGUCCUUCCAGUGCAAGCACUGAAAAUCCAUUAAUUAUUUCAGUUUAUUAGGCUUCAGCAACUGGCUUGAGUUUUGUUCACAAAAAUGAAAUGAGUGCCUUAAAAAAAGCCUCUUGUUAUUUGUGAUACAAUUUUUGCAGUCCAUUUACAUUUAUGUUUAGGAGUUUUGCAGUUAUCUUUCACUCUGGGUGUGUAAAAAAGCUAUUUUUGAAGACACGAUUGAGAUACUUCUUUGUGACAACACUGUGUCUCCUAUGACUAAAUAGAUUCAAGUUGCAAAUUGCACCCAGUAAACAUAAACAGUAAUUGACAUCUGUUUCUGGCCAAUACCUUUCCAGUGAAAGGCUCCUAAUUAACUUAAGAUGUAUACAACAAAGUGGAAGAAUUUGCAGGCCAGUGGCUGUACGCAUGUUUUUCAUGUAUGAGAUCUCGGGGAUAAGAUCCCUGACACAUAUACGACCCAAUUGGUUCAACUGCAAAUGCAGAACCAUAAAACACACCAGCACAAACAUGUCCAUAGAUUGUUUAUUGAAUUUAGUGACUAGGAGUUGUGGUGCUGAAAUUGUCACAAAUUAUUCUUGGUGUGCUGGCCUGAGAUGCUGACAGAUAGUUGCUCUGAGUUCAUAUAUAGUUUGCUGUAAUAAAGAAAAUUAGUAUUUUGUCAGCUGGACCACUCCCAGUGGAAUAUUAGGAUUCUGAUCCUUGGCUUCUCACAUCUUGCUUUAACUUUACCGACUCUUUUCUUGUUCUGUUGUUUUUCAUUUAUAUAUGGAUCAAUACCUGGAACUUUCCUUGAUUAUUUGUUCUGCCUUGAUACAGAUUUAAAAACAACCAAAUUCUGCAGAUUCGUAGCAUUUGCAAUUGUGAACCGUAAAAAUCAACUUUCGUUUGUGAAAUUUGCAGGCAUGCUGUCCAUGGCAAACUGCUGGUUCAAAACUCAGGUUUCAUAGAUAAAAUUGGAAUUUGAAGGCUGGCAUUGGGUUUUGGCCCAUGCUGGCUUAACCUACAAAACUUUUAGAUAAAAUUAAAACAAAGAAAUAAAGACAAUGUAGUUUGUAUCCAAUUAAAUAAUUUAAAUCAAAUAACAAGUUCCUAAAGUGCACCAUAACUUCUCCUCCCCCUGUGUGCUCCCCAGAUCUGCUCUGGGUUUCCCCAACCCAUCAGAGCAGAUUUGGGGGUGGUGCAGGGGGCAUGCGAGGGGAGGAGAGGGAUGGGAAGUUUGGUUGUGUCUAAGUUGUUCCAAGUGCAUAAUGAUUCAGUUGGAUUCAACACUUUGUGUUUUGACUGUACUUGUGAUAACAUAUUAUUCAAUUUAGGAAG
This is a messenger RNA of Rhineura floridana, 3986 nucleotides long. Its product is annotated as coiled-coil domain-containing protein 178-like. The record is from RefSeq and is a predicted model, not a curated record. Bases 362 to 2467 code for a protein of 701 amino acids. The transcript is spliced from 18 exons. Lineage: Eukaryota; Metazoa; Chordata; Lepidosauria; Squamata; Rhineuridae.